AUGGUCCGAUACGCAUUCGACGACUCCAAGCUGGCGGAGAAGACCGCCAAGUCGCGCGGCGAGUACCUGCGUGUUCACUUCAAGAACACGCGCGAGACCGCCGCCGCCGUCAACGGCCUGAAGCUCCAGACCGCCUACAAGUACCUCGGCAACGUCGUGGAGAAGAAGCAGUGCAUCCCCUUCCGCCGCUUCAACGGCGGUGUUGGCCGCACCCAGCAGGCUAAGGAGUUCAAGACCACUCAGGGUCGAUGGCCCGUCAAGUCGGUCAAGUUUCUCCUUGCUCUCCUUAAGAACGCCGAGUCGAACGCUGAGGCCAAGGGUCUUGACACUGAGGAGCUCGUGAUCCGCAACAUCUCGAUCCAGCAGGCGCCCAAGACGCGUCGUCGCACGUUCCGUGCUCACGGUCGUAUCAACCCUUACGAGGGUCACCCCAUCCACGCCGAGAUCCUGCUCUCGGAGCCCGCUGCGCAGGUGCCCAAGGCCGAGUCGACCGAGGUCGUUCGCCUCAACAAGCGCCAGCUCGCUGCUAAGCGCGUCGGCGCCGCCCGCGCCAUCAAGGCCUAA
This is a messenger RNA of Kalmanozyma brasiliensis GHG001, 564 nucleotides long. RefSeq names its product Ribosomal protein L22/L17. The coding region runs from base 1 to 564 and encodes 187 amino acids. The record is from RefSeq and is a predicted model, not a curated record. Gene Ontology annotation, biological process: cytoplasmic translation. Gene Ontology annotation, molecular function: structural constituent of ribosome. NCBI's taxonomy places the organism in Eukaryota, Fungi, Basidiomycota, Ustilaginomycetes, Ustilaginales. Gene Ontology annotation, cellular component: ribosome; cytosolic large ribosomal subunit. The transcript is spliced from 3 exons.